Colletotrichum truncatum is the source of this 1677-nucleotide messenger RNA. Its product is annotated as MFS monosaccharide transporter. Gene Ontology annotation, molecular function: carbohydrate:proton symporter activity. The record is from RefSeq and is a predicted model, not a curated record. Gene Ontology annotation, biological process: transmembrane transport; carbohydrate transport. Gene Ontology annotation, cellular component: membrane. NCBI's taxonomy places the organism in Eukaryota, Fungi, Ascomycota, Sordariomycetes, Glomerellales, Glomerellaceae.
AUGGAGAAGGAAACCGGCGGCGUCACCCGCGAACCGGUCGGCCUGGCCGUCACCGAAGAUGUCGAACGCAUCGAGGCCCCCGUCACAUGGAAGGCCUAUGCCUUCUGCGCCUUCGCCUCCUUCGGAGGUAUCUUCUUCGGUUAUGACUCCGGUUACAUCAACGGUGUCCUGGGUGCCAAGGCCUUCAUCGAGAAGGUCGAAGGCCCCGGAGCCACUGCCAUCGGCGAAUCCGACACCUCCCUCAUCGUCUCCAUUCUGUCCUGCGGUACCUUCUUCGGCGCUCUCAUUGCCGGUGACGUCUCUGACUGGAUCGGCCGCAAGUGGACCGUCAUUUUCGGCUGCCUCAUCUACAUGAUUGGUGUUGUUAUUCAGAUGCUUACUGGCAUUGGUUCUCCCCUCGGUGCUAUCGUCGCUGGUCGUCUCAUUGCCGGUCUUGGUGUCGGUUUCGAGUCUGCCGUUGUCAUUCUUUACAUGUCUGAGAUUUGCCCCAAGAAGGUUCGUGGCGCCCUCGUCGCCGGCUACCAAUUCUGCAUCACCAUUGGUCUGCUGCUUGCUGCUUGCGUCGUCUACGCUACCCAGGAGCGCGAGGAUACCGGCGCCUACCGCAUCCCCAUCGCCAUCCAGUUCCCCUGGGCCAUCAUCCUCGGCGGUGGUCUGAUGCUCCUCCCCGACUCUCCCAGAUACUUCGUCAAGAAGGGCAGACUCGCAGAUGCUACCGACGCUCUCUGCCGUCUCCGUGGCCAGCCCAAGGACUCCGAGUACGUCCAGGUCGAGCUUGCUGAGAUCGUCGCCAACGAGGAGUACGAGCGCCAGCUCAUCCCCUCCACCACCUGGUUCGGCUCCUGGGCCAACUGCUUCCGCGGCGGCCUCACCAGAUCCAACUCCAACCUGCGCAAGACCAUUCUCGGUACUUCCCUGCAGAUGAUGCAGCAGUGGACCGGUGUCAACUUCAUCUUCUACUACUCCACCCCCUUCCUCAAGUCUACCGGCGCCAUCGAGAACACCUUCCUCAUGUCCCUGAUCUUCACCCUCGUCAACGUCUGCUCCACUCCUCUGUCCUUCUGGACCGUCGAGCGCUUCGGUCGCCGCACCAUCCUCCUCUGGGGUGCCGCCGGCAUGUUGAUCUGCCAGUUCCUCGUCGCCAUCAUCGGUGUCACUGUCGGUUUCAACCACACCCACGUCGACCCCGCCGACUCCACCAAGACCAUCGCCAACAACAUUCCCGCCGUCAACGCCCAGAUCGCCUUCAUCGCCAUCUUCAUCUUCUGGUUCGCCUCCACCUGGGGCCCCGGUGCCUGGAUUCUCAUCGGCGAGGUCUUCCCCCUCCCCAUCCGCUCCCGCGGUGUCGCCCUCUCCACCGCCUCCAACUGGCUGUGGAACACCAUCAUUGCCGUCAUCACCCCUUACAUGGUCGGUGAGAAGCGUGGCAACCUCAAGUCGUCCGUCUUCUUCGUCUGGGGCGGUCUCUGCACUUGCGCCCUGGUCUACACCUACUUCCUGGUUCCCGAGACCAAGGGUCUGUCUCUCGAGCAGGUCGACAAGAUGAUGGAGGAGACCACCCCCCGUACCUCCGCCAAGUGGAGGCCCCACGAGACCUUCGCUUCCGCCGUUGCCAAGGACGGUGUCCUUGACAAGGCUGCCGCCGAGGACGUCGAGCGCCGCAGCUCCAACGUCUAA